Messenger RNA from Empidonax traillii (willow flycatcher), 675 nucleotides. Its product is annotated as UBX domain-containing protein 10-like. The annotation marks the transcript as partial. Lineage: Eukaryota; Metazoa; Chordata; Aves; Passeriformes; Tyrannidae. The record is from RefSeq and is a predicted model, not a curated record. The transcript has a single exon.
CUGACAAACCAUAGGGAGAUUAAACCCUCUAGAAGCUUCCUGGCCAGUUCCUGUAACUUUUCCCUCUGCUUGCAGCCUGCAGGUGCAACGGCCACAGCGGCUUUCCCGGACGCAGCACUUGCUCAGCUCUGCUUCCCUCCGAGCACAGCCGCUCUCCCGUGGGCCAACAUUGUCACCAUGCAUGUCACCAGGCCCAAAUCAGCCAAGGGAUGCAGAAGGCAAAGCUUCAGCCACCCUCAGGGCAUGGAAGCCUGUCCAUGCCAAGUGCCUUCUUCCCCACUGGCAGCGUCUCCUCGGGCCUUAGCGAGCAGCCAGAGAGCACCACACACAAAACUGGUGUUCCCACCCACCCCAGUGUCUCCUGAGGAGGUCCCAGAGUUCCUGCAGCAAGUGCCUUUGAAGUCCUCGUCUUCCCUGAACAAGUACCGGGUGCUUCCCUCCAUUGGCUGGAAGGGCAUAGCGAGUGAUGCCGUGGAAGUGCUGGCUCAACAGACCAGCCGGCUGGAAGUGAGUGAGGGGCAGGACACUCUGAAAUUCAGCAAAACUCUGUCUGGAGAGCAGGGAUCUGGCAGCAUAUUGUCAGGAAGAGAUGUUCCUGCUGAGGAGAGCUCCCAUGUGCACUGUCCCUCUGAGAAGUGGGGAAGGAAAAUGAGGCAGGAGAGCCCUUCCACGUCC